GCGGGCGCCCAAGAUGGACUAUGACUUCAAGGUGAAGCUGACCGGGGAGCGCGAGCGGGUGGAGGACCUCUUCGAGUACGAGGGCUGCAAGGUGGGCAGGGGCACCUACGGGCACGUCUACAAAGCCAAGCGCAAGGACGGGAAAGAUGAUAAAGAUUACGCUUUAAAACAGAUAGAAGGUACUGGAAUUUCCAUGUCUGCAUGCAGAGAAAUAGCAUUGCUGCGGGAGCUCAAGCAUCCAAAUGUCAUUUCUCUGCAAAAGGUGUUCCUUUCUCAUGCUGACAGGAAGGUGUGGCUUCUCUUUGACUACGCUGAGCAUGACCUCUGGCAUAUAAUCAAGUUUCACAGGGCUUCUAAAGCAAACAAGAAACCAGUUCAGUUACCUCGGGGAAUGGUGAAGUCGCUGUUGUAUCAGAUCCUAGAUGGUAUUCACUACCUGCAUGCUAACUGGGUGUUACACAGGGAUUUGAAACCUGCUAAUAUUUUAGUUAUGGGUGAAGGUCCUGAGCGAGGAAGAGUAAAAAUUGCUGACAUGGGCUUUGCCCGAUUAUUUAAUUCACCUCUGAAGCCUUUAGCAGACUUGGAUCCAGUAGUUGUAACCUUCUGGUAUCGAGCUCCAGAGUUGCUUCUUGGAGCAAGGCAUUAUACCAAAGCUAUUGAUAUUUGGGCCAUAGGGUGUAUAUUUGCAGAGCUGCUAACAUCAGAGCCAAUAUUCCAUUGUCGACAAGAAGAUAUCAAAACUAGUAAUCCUUAUCACCAUGACCAGCUGGACAGAAUAUUCAAUGUAAUGGGAUUUCCUGCAGAUAAAGACUGGGAAGAUAUAAAAAAGAUGCCAGAACAUUCAACCUUAAUGAAAGAUUUCCGGAGAAACACGUAUACCAACUGCAGCCUUAUCAAAUAUAUGGAAAAACACAAAGUUAAACCAGAUAGUAAGGCAUUCCACUUGCUUCAGAAAUUGCUCACUAUGGAUCCAAUAAAGAGAAUUACCUCAGAACAGGCUAUGCAGGAUCCUUACUUCUUGGAAGAUCCUCUUCCCACAUCCGAUGUUUUUGCAGGUUGUCAAAUCCCUUACCCAAAACGAGAAUUUUUAACAGAAGAAGAACCAGAUGAUAAAGGAGACAAAAAGAACCAGCAGCAGCAGCAGGGCAACAACCAUACUAAUGGAACCGGUCAUCCAGGGAACCAAGACAACAGUCACACACAGGGACCCCCACUGAAAAAAGUGAGAGUUGUUCCUCCUACCACUACCUCAGGUGGACUUAUUAUGACCUCAGACUAUCAGCGUUCCAACCCCCAUGCUGCCUACCCCAACCCCGGACCAAGCACGUCGCAGCCCCAGAGCAGCAUGGGCUACUCAGCUACCUCCCAGCAGCCGCCGCAGUACUCGCACCAGACGCACCGGUACUGAGCCGCAGCCGGAGCCCACCUUGGGCCGCAGAAUGUACUGUACAACCACACCUCCCACCGUCCCGCCACGGCGCCGGGGCUCCCACCUUGUACCUGGUCUUGGGGUUAGACUUGAAAAGGAAGUGCUAGCACGGUUUGUGUUGUGGAUAUGCUACUUCUGUAGUUUACUUGACAUGGUUCAGACUGAGCGAUGCAUUUUUUUCAGUGACGGUCUGUAGCAGGUGAAGCUGUGAAAUGUGCUAGGGGCAAGCAUUUUUGUUGUCGUAUGUGGUGAAUUCUCUUGAUGUAACAACUUCAUCUGACCGGUAGUACGCGACAUCUUUGAACUGGUACUUGAAGCAUACAGUAUAUGUUACCAUGGCAAAAAAGCAAACUAACCGUAACUCUCAGACAGUUUUGAUAGACAUUUAUUUUUAGUGACUUUUGUGGGUUGGUUCAUUUUUCAGCUAGAUCGAUGUUUUAUGACCGACAUGAUUGCUACGAUGAGAUUUUUUUUAAGAACAUGGAAGCGUUUGCAUUUUUUCCCAGCAAUUACAAGCGUCCCAAAGAUUUAUUUCCAACAUAAGUUUUUGGUUUUGUUUUGAAAUCUAUGACUUGACUGGUAUUAAAGCUGCUAUUUGAUAGUUAAAUAAGUAUGUUGUCAUUGAUAUAAACAUGUUUGGUUCAGCAAACAAACUAAAAUGAUUGUCAUAGACAGUGUUUUAUUUUUUUCCUGUUGGUGUUAAUGAUUUGUGAGCAUGCUUUGGGAUUAAAAAAGCAUGAAUGAUAUUUCCUAAAAAGGUGCGGCAUCCAUUCAGAUAUUUUGUCAUGAUUUUUGAGAACCAGCUUGGUGUAGUGGGUUUUAAAUUUUGUUCAGUUUGUUUGUUUUUUUUUUUUAAAUGUUCGCACGUUGUUUAGGGGUGCCAUUCCUACUGCAGAGGAACAAGAUGUUAGGAGAGCCUUAGAAUUUAUGAGGAAAAACUUACAUACAAUGUACUGUAUCAAACUAUUUUACAUGAAUGACACAAGUAUUCUGAGUAAAAAAAAAAUCAAACAUUGUUAAA
Messenger RNA from Melozone crissalis (California towhee), 2450 nucleotides. It is a transcript of the gene CDK8, whose product is annotated as cyclin dependent kinase 8. The transcript is spliced from 13 exons. NCBI's taxonomy places the organism in Eukaryota, Metazoa, Chordata, Aves, Passeriformes, Passerellidae. Gene Ontology annotation, biological process: protein phosphorylation. The coding region runs from base 14 to 1408 and encodes 464 amino acids. Gene Ontology annotation, cellular component: nucleus; mediator complex. The record is from RefSeq and is a predicted model, not a curated record. Gene Ontology annotation, molecular function: RNA polymerase II CTD heptapeptide repeat kinase activity; ATP binding; cyclin-dependent protein serine/threonine kinase activity.